Homalodisca vitripennis (glassy-winged sharpshooter) is the source of this 1320-nucleotide messenger RNA. Its product is annotated as piggyBac transposable element-derived protein 4-like. Bases 1 to 1320 code for a protein of 439 amino acids. NCBI's taxonomy places the organism in Eukaryota, Metazoa, Arthropoda, Insecta, Hemiptera, Cicadellidae. The transcript is spliced from 2 exons. The record is from RefSeq and is a predicted model, not a curated record.
AUGGAUAAAACACUCACAGACGAUGACGUUUUAGCAGAACUGUGCAAAUCGGAGCCAGAUUCUGUCCAUAAUCAGGAAAACGUGACUAAUGACUUUGAGGAUAAUGCAGAUAGUGAAUGUGAAAUUCACUGUAUGAAGGAAGAUGAUGUCCUGCCUGACGUAUUUUCACCCGAUGCGUCAGAAGACGAGUACGUGCCCCAUUCAGAUGAUGAGGAUGAGGAUGAAGAAACACCAACCAUGGACGAAAAAAGAAGAAAAGUUUUUAAUGAAAAUCUGCAGCCUGGGACUUCCAUUGCAGGUCAGACUGUGCCAGAAAGAGAAAAGGAAGGAAUACAAGCAAGAUUUGAGUUUUUGAUAAACACACUGAGAUUUGAUGAAAGGUCAACUCGAGAUGCUCGGAAAGAGACUGACCCUCUUGCACCGAUUCGAGAAGUUUGGGACAAAUUUAUUGAACACUGCAAAGUGUAUUACAUACCCGGGCCCUAUUGUUGUAUUGAUGAACAGCUCCUUGCUUUUAGGGGAAAUACACAGUUUCGCAUGUACAUACCUAACAAACCUGCGAAAUAUGGUUUAAAGCUAGUCAUGCUCUGCAACUCUAAUGGCUACUUGAUCAAUGCCAUUCCCUAUACUGGGAAAAAAAUGGACACUGGACGACAACCGCAGGCUUAUUAUUUUGUAGAUAAACUGUCAGACACUAUACGUGGCAGCAAUAGAAAUAUUACCGUAGAUAAUUGGUUUAGUUCAGUUCCACUGUUCAAUGAUAUGCUGAGUAAGUACAACUUGACAAUGGUCGGAACAUUACGCAAAAACAAACCUCAUAUACCAUCAGUAAUGUUGCAAUCUAAACCUGCGGAAAUGACAAUGUUUGCUUUUGAUAGAGAAUUGACCAUGGUGUCUUUUGCACCUAAGAAAAAGAAGAAUGUAAUCCUUCUGUCAAAUAUGCACCAGGGAUAUUCCAUGCAAAAGGAUACUAAGCUACCGGAGAUCAUUCACUUCUACAACAGCACUAAAGGAGGAGUUGAUUUAUUGGACCAAAUGUCAGCUCAAUACUCUUGCAGUAGGAAGACAAGAAGGUGGCCGAUGUGCCUAUUUUAUGGGAUCCUGAAUAGUACAUGUGUAAAUUCAUAUCUAAUCUACAAGGAAAAUAUGUUCCUGAAGCAGUUGGAGCUCAUAAACUUUGAUAUUGGUAAAUACUUUCAUAGGCACCUGGCUCGGUGUGAGAACAUUGAAACUCUGCUCUUGGUCCCCACUUAUUAUGAAGUUGAGUUUGAAGGUACCAACCACCAGCUUGUGUUUGAUAGACCCCCACCCCGUUUGUGA